Molecule: messenger RNA, 6575 nt
Organism: Oryzias latipes (Japanese medaka)
Lineage: Eukaryota; Metazoa; Chordata; Actinopteri; Beloniformes; Adrianichthyidae
Product: DENN domain-containing protein 2A
Biological process (GO): retrograde transport, endosome to Golgi
Cellular component (GO): actin cytoskeleton
Source: RefSeq, a predicted model, not a curated record
AUGGAAGGAUGUCUUUUCUAUCCGUGACAAAUUUUCCAUGCAACUUUAAGACUAAAGCUGUUGCAUUAUGGCAGAUGCAGCUUUUUCUCAGAAGUCAGCAUGAAGAAGGCAGGUCACUUUCAGACGGCGAGGGAGGGAGGAUGUUGUUGCUGGAGGAAAGGAGGGACAGAGAGGGGUGAAUGAAAGUUUUAGGAUUGGAGAAAGAGGCAGGGGAACUCACUGUGUUAGUCUGAGACAAAACUGUGGCUGUCACAUCAAACACCCGCAGAAAACUCAAGUCAGGGUAGGAAAAACAUCGUUUUUUGAUUGUGAUUUGGUUUUACAUUUGCCUGGAUGUCUACCAAUGGAUGUUUUUUACAACAAAAAUAUGCCUUAAUUUGACUAAAAUGCACAUGGAAUCUGUACAAUGGAUGAAGGUGAACGGCGAUCAUGGAGGCUGGUGAGAGAAUGACAGCGCAGAGAGACCCCAUCUACUCCACUGUCAACAGACUGAAACAAAGUUGUCUUGAGAGAAGUUCCUCAGAGAAAAACCGAAGAUCUGGGAGAAGACGAGAGGAUACGCCAAAACCGCCCUUCACCCCGUUAGAGAAUCUGCAGCCAUUAGAGAUGGCUCACAGAGGGCCCGCUUUAGACCCUCAAAGCAGUGACGGCGCUCUCACUUUAGCAUCCAAGUCGUCCAGAUCCAACAACAUCAAGGAGAAGAUAUCUUUGUGGGAAGGCAAGGAGACGACUCAUGUGGGCACCUUGGGAAAAAGUGUCACCGUGAAGCGGACAGACUCCCUCCCGAAAACACAACAAGCUCUAGAAAAGCAGAGAGUGGUGAGCAAGGAAAAGGAAGAUUUGGGGAAAGGAAAUGCGGAUCUGCGGUCCUGCUCACCUGUUGAAGUGCUCAAACAUGAUGGGACGGUUGACAACCAAGCGAGGGAUGACUGUAAAAGAGUUCCCAAAGAAAAGCAUGCCCCAGAGAAAGAAAACGUAGAACAUUCCAGGGAUUUAAGGCCUAGUUCCUCUGGAAUUGAGCAGGUGGGGAGUCUCAGAAAAGUAGGUGACAGGAGAACGACCCAACAAGCAAACCAGGAGAAAAGGGACGUGUUCAGUCUUUUUAAAAAACUGGAGGUGAUGGGGGACAACCACCAGAAGAUGCCUCCAGAACUUGGAAACUACUUCAGUCCACCGGGAAAGGAUAUCAAGGUGGAAGCAAAGGCAAAAGAAAAUGAGAAUUCUGGGAAGGAAGGAGAGACGAAGCGUCAGGAGAAUGUGUACGCACAACCCGGAGCACCUCCUAUCAACCCCAUUCCCAAACCCAAACGUACCUUCCAGCAUCCGGCGGCAGCUCUGAUGGGAAAGAACCAGACGGACGGGAGAGGGCAGAGGAACCUGCCCCCGCUACCACCACUCUCCUUGAAAAGCUCCUCAAAACCUCCAUCCGGGUUCUACGGGAGACCCAGAACUGUUCAAGACAGCAGCAACAGGAGAUCAGUGGAGCUGGAGGAUCUCCUGGGGACGAACAGUCUUCUGUUCAGCCGCUCACUUUCUCAGGAGCAUCACUAUGAAGACAUCCUGGAUUUGUCCAAGGAGAACGUGUAUGAAGACAUAGAGCUGGAGAGUCAGUGCUCCCAGCAGUCGGUACCCUCUUCUCCUGGUGCAGACAUCAGCAAGGCCCACAGACCUGCUUUCUUUAGGCAGAAUUCCGGCCGGAGCUUCAAGCUUUUAGACUUAAAGAAAGCUCACCAGCAGGUCCAGAGAACCAACAGUGGAGGGGUUGCAUCUCUGCUCCACCUCAGCCCUCCAUCCACCCCCACCGGAGCAGAUCAGAACCCAUGGCUGGCGGGGGAUCCUUACAGCCGCUCCUGCCGCAGGAUACCAACCGUUGUACUGAGGAUCAACAACAUUUUUGAGGCUCGAAGCCGGAAAAAACGCCUGAGAAGGAUCUAUCAUUAUUCUGAGACGAGUUCAGGGCGAGCGACGGAUGAAAACAGCGACUCUGAAAGCGAGUUUGAGGAGAAAUCUAAAGCUCACCGCCAGCGUCUUGUAUCGGUCCAGUCCAUUCUGAGCCAGUCCAGGCCGGCACAGCUCCACUACAACGGUUCCCACAUCAAAAAAAGUCCUCUGGAUCAGGAACUGCACCAGCGCAGGCUGUUUGAAUACUUCCUGGUCGUGUCACUGCAGAAGUCAAAGGAUCAAUAUCUGCCAGAGGUCACUCAGCAGUUUCCUCCCAAGUUGGAGCGAAGCUUCAAGUUUCUGAGGGAAACAGAAGAUCAGCUGAAGAUUAUUCCUCAGUUCUGUUUCCCUGACGCUAAAGACUGGGAAUCAGUGGAAACAUAUCAAAGUGAGAUGUUUUCCUUUGUUUUGACUGGAGAGGACGGGACCAGGAAGUUCGGAUACUGCCGGCGAUUACUGCCCAGCGGCAAAGGCAAACGCCUGCCUGAAGUCUAUUGCAUCGUUAGCCACCUCGGCUGCUUUAACCUGUUCUCCAAGGUGCUGGACGAGGUGGAGAGGAGGAGGGCUCUGUCUCCUGCUCUGGUGCAGCCGCUGAUGAGAGCCAUCAUGGAGGCCCAGUUUCCAGCUCCUGGCAGAACCAUCAGCAUCAAAACGUUCCUUCCUGGUUCUGGGACGGAGGUGAUGGAGCUCUGUCGGCCCUCAGACUCCCGCCUGGAACACGUUGAUUUCGAAUGUCUGUUCUCCUGCUUGAGCCUGCGCCUCCUCCUCAAGGUCUUCGGCUCUCUCCUGCUCGAAAGACGGAUCAUCUUCACCGCAGACAAACUAAGUACGCUGUCCCAGUGCUGCCAUGCGGUUGUGGCCCUGCUGUAUCCCUUCGUGUGGCAGCACACCUACAUCCCCGUGCUGCCCUCAGCGAUGCUGGACAUCGUCUGCACGCCGACUCCCUUCAUCGUGGGCUUGCUGUCCAGCUCACUGCCCCAGCUCACUGAGCUGCCCCUGGAGGAGGUCCUUGUUGUGGAUCUUGGAAAUAGUCGGUUUCUCAGACAGUUGGAUGAUGAGGACUCAAUCCUUCCUGCUAAACUCCAAUCAGCCCUGGAAAAUAUUCUGGAGAGGAGAAGAGAAUUUUCUAAUGAGCGAGGAGGCAAUAUAAGCAGCGACUCCGGAUAUCUCAGCACAGUCGUGUCGGAGGCUUUUGUUCGCUUCUUUGUGGAGUUAGUCGGUCACUAUCCGCUCUUCAUCACUGGUGAGCGCGAGGAUGGCUAUUCCUCCUCCUCCUCGUCCCCCAUUCCCUGCUCAUUUCAACGAGAGGGCUUUCUGAAAGCCAUCCCGUCCAAGACCGUGCGGCGUUUCCUGGAGGUCUUCAUGGAGACUCAGAUGUUUGGCUGGUUCAUUCAGGAGAGGGAGCUUCACAGGCAGGCGCUCAGAGGACUCUUUGAGGUGAGAGUGCAGGAAUAUCUCGAUUCAAUCCACGAAAAUGAGCACCGGAGGGUCAACAAGUUCCUGAAAGGCCUUGGAAACAAAAUGAAAUUUCUUUCCAAGAAAUAAUCAGCAACAACUUGCUCCGACAGUCAUAAUUUCAAACAAAACAAAGAUGAGGAAAAAAAAUAUGUCCAACACAAGAGGCCCUCAGCUCUCAUCUGCCUGCCUAGCUGUUGGACAGGACAAGUAAAAAAAAAAAAAAAAAAAACAAAGAUGAGGAAAAACUCCCUGCUCAAUCAACAAACAUAAUGGUACAACUGUUUCUGAGAAGCUGUCUGUUUCUCCUUUCCUCACUGUCAUAUGACAAGGUUCUUCUCCCUCCAAGGCUGCCAACGAGAAAAAAAACAGUCAAUUCAACAAUAAAAUACAGUUUUUGUGGAUUUUUGAUGGUUUAAGCGCCAUGUGUAAUAUUUUGUAAAAAAAAAAAAAAAAAAAAAAAAAAAAAACUCCAAGAAGGUGCAGUACUUUCUAAAUCCAUCAGGGGGCAGCAUUGAGUUUUGUCAGGUUUGAUCACCUUGACCUUGACCCUGACUGUGAAUAAUAGAAACAAAAAGCCAACUAACAUAAAACAACAGGCUCUUUUGCUUUCAAACAUUUCCUAAAAAAUGACGACAUGACAAGAGUUUUAAAUAAUUUUUAUGAGGUGAGACCCUGAAUUGAUGUUGAUGCAUGUUCCUACAGACAAAAGGCUUACAAUGCACUUGAUAAAGUACUUUUUUCACCCUAAUCUUUCAAAUUGUAGAUAUUUUUAAACACCUUUUUAGAUAAAAAGGCAAUGACGUACAGGUUACUUUUAAAAGCCUUUAUUUCGUAAAUAGCAGCUCCUAAUGCUGCAUUUAAUUAGGUCAAACGUUUUUAUGUGUCAUUGCAAAACAGCUGAGGUUGACUUGUUUCUAUUUUAGUCUCUGAGUCAUAGAAGGCACGCCUUCUUUGACAUUGAAAUGUAGCACAGGUGCAAGACAGAGGACAUCAAUGCCUUGUCUGAGGAACGUCGUGCAGCCAAGCUGCAAAUAUACUUCUAUUAUUAUUGCAUUAGUUGCCAAUUUACACAAGGGGGAAAACACAACUAUUUUAGGAGACACGUUAUUUUUUAAAGCAGUUAUUCCAAGAUGUAGAACAUGGAACCCUAGUAAGACAGGUAAAAUUUGAUUUGCUUUGAACGUACAUGUGUGAAAGGAGAAUAACACGGUUAUUGUGCCUAACGGUAACAUUGUCGUAUAUGCUUAGUAAUAAUUUAUUGCCAUAACUUACUUAUUUCCUCCUGGCUGGAUGUUUCAAAAAUGAUUCUCAUGUAAAUAUGCAGGAUUUCAUUUAUAACCAAAAAUUCCCUCUGAUGUUUUUCUAAAUAUAUUUCAAAAAGGAAAUAAAUUAGGAAUGUGAGUAAAAAUUUAUUUGUGUUUCAGAAAUAAGUCCAUAACCUUUGGUGGUUUGGAUGGACUUGUCAUAGUUGUAUAAACCCCAGAGCCUAGAACCUAGACGCUGAUGGUGGUUAGAGGCCAGACUAUUCCAAAGCAUCACUACAGGUGGAGAACGGGGGAAGGAGGGCUGGUGAACCAUCUAUAAUGCAGAGAGAGACUAAUCAUACAAUUUAAUCAUACAUUUACAGACAAAAGAUAUGAUCUUAAUUAGCUGAGAAGAAAAGGUGGCAAAUUUAGCAAAUGGUUUUAAAAAAAGGCCUGAUUCAGGGGUGUCCAAUUCCAGCCCUACAUGUUUGCCAACAAACCCGCUAUUAAAACACCUUAUGGGCUAAACACACCUGAUCCAGGUAGUCAACAGCAGAUAAGGCAGAGUUUAUGGUUUACCAGCUGGAGGCCGGAUUAGGACACCCCUGGCCUAAUUGAUGAUGUUCCAACUAGGGCUGGGUAUCACCAUCAUUGUGGGCUGUGUCAGAAUUCCUACCCUAAUCCCUAACUAAUAAAAAGUGUCAUAGUGCCGCACUGUCUAGUGCCGUGGAUUUAAAAACCAAUUUGGACACAACUUUUUUUUUUUAAACGGCGUACAUGAGGUCAUCGAUUUCACGAAGUUAUAAUCUAAUUGAUAGUAGCAUUUUGCGAUGAUCAUUUAUCACUGUCUACUGAUAAUAAAAAUGUUGAUAUUUUAUUUAAAAAAUACAUUUAAAUACAUUUUUUGGCAAAGAUUGUUCCAAUGCAAUGCAUUAUGGUCUAUAUUCACCAAUCUAGUUGGCAUCGAUGCACACUAGUUUUUUGCAGCGACUUUUUGGAAAAGUUUUAGGGCACUUGAUUUUGGAAUUGUAGAUUUGGAAAGGCACUACAAAAGUCGAACGCACUAUAUAGUGCAUAAAGUGCAUUCGCCAUUUUGUAGUGCUGUAUACAGUGCACCAUAUAGUGACUCAGAACCAUUCGGAUCAAUCAUUGCUUUCAGGAUCCAACAUGCCGUCAUCCAUAUCACAAAAUUUGAUUGGAGCCUGACUGUAAGCCAUUUUUAAUGGAUUUGAAUCAACAUUCUGGUCAACGGAAGCCUAUUUCUAAAUCUAUACAAAUGGUUAUGUUACUACAACAAAAAUCAAACUUGAUUAAAGUUUGGAUUAUAACAAACCUACUGAGUUGGUUAGCUCUCAAAAUGCACAUAUUUAGCAGAGUAGUACAGGAAACUGUGGUCCCCAAGGUGGAAAAUCUGCAGAGCUGCAGCAGGGGGGUAAUAUCAGGAAGAUGGAUGAAUGUGGUGACGGAGACCCCGAAAGAUUUCCUUCAAAGCCGCUCAGGCGAGUAUUCAGUGUGUUUUAGUUGUACCUGUGUAAAUCCAGAUGUGUGAACUCCAAGCCUCAAAGGUGUCCUUUUGUGUUUGCUGCCAAACACCUGGCUAUGGUUCGCAACAAUUGCCUUGUUAGUGAAGAGGUAAUUAUGGUUUUGAUUUAAUCCAGCUAGCAGGGGGUUGACCCCCAACGCCUUACAACAUGCAACGGUGUAUUUCCACCGCAAAUCUCUCAGCUGCAACCACAAAUCCCCAGAACACUUCGGAAACAACGUUACCGUCUUCCAAACAAAAGCAGCUUUUCACCUGACUGGAUCCCACCUUUAAAGAGAUUCUGCAUUGUGGUGAUUGAAAUAUAUGCAAGUAGAAACCUGCUGCAACAUUCAGCCAUGAAGCUCAUGCUUGCAGGUGUGAAUUAUGUCAUCAGCAAAAAAAAAAAAAAA